AUGGCGACCUACGUCGGUGCAUUCGAUCCUCAUCCCAACCCGUUCCAACCUUUGCUCCAGCACCACAGUAACCCUCGGCACGCCCUCGCCCAUCACCCCACCUCGUCGUCCCAUCUCCCAGGCGGAUCCCAUCGUCUCCAGCCUCAGGGAGGGCAACGACCAGGAUCAGGGCUAGCGCAACCGUCGUCCUCGACGAUGUCAUCCGAUCCCAAUGACCGCUCGUCGUGGCACCCGUUGCCGUCGAUGUACCUCCCCACCGCCGCGAGCUCGAGCCUGUUCGACCCCGCUCAGCCGUUACUGCUCGCCGCUUCGGCACUCGGCACCGUGUCGACCUACUUCUGCAACCCCAUUUCGGGUCUCACUUCGCGCUACACGAGCUACAGCGCGCACCAGGGUCCGGUCGGCGAGAUCGCGGUCGACCAGAACGGCAUCCUCAGCGUAGGUGGGGGAUCCGCUUCUCCGUCCUCGUCGUCCUCGUCGGCGAGGCGUAACCGGUACUCGAGCAUCAAGAUGGCCAAUCGGAGAGGUCUGACCUCGUGGACGAUCGAAACCGAUACGACCAUGCCGCUCACCACCUUUGCCUACACCCCCGCGAGGUCGUCCGAGAUCGUCACCACCGGUCCCGGGUCGGAUAUGUUCGUCGUCAACCUCAACCGUGGAUCGGUCGUACGACGUCAAGCCACCCCAUCCCCGUUCGUUCACUUGAGACGAUCAACACACCUCGUCGCAUCGACAACGACAGGUUCUCUCGUCCUGCUCGACGCGCGCACCUCGGAGCUGUCGACGACCGAGACCGUGCUCGCCCAUACAGGGGGUAUCUCCCAACUCGAGGUCGAAGGCAACUAUAUCCUCACCAUCGGCUACACCAUGCGUCAAGGUCUCCCCUUACCCGACCCUUAUCUCAAACUCCAUGACGCGCGCUUCCUACGACCGCUCUCCCCGAUCCCCUUCCCGACCCCGCCAGCGCUCAUCAAGUUCCACCCGAGGGUAUCGGGCUCGGUCUUUGUCGCCAGUGCCGAGGGGAGGGUCCAGAUGCUCGACCUCAAGGAAGUCGGCAAAGGAUCCGUCUUCCAGAUCGACACACCGGCCUACCUCUCGUCCAUGGCCGUAUCCCCCACGGGCCAAGGACUCGCCUUGACCGACACCGAAGGCUACGUUCAUCUCUGGUCCGCGCAGAAUGACUCCAAGUUUCUGCGCUUCGAGACGGAGCAGAUCGAGCUCCCCGAUGUCGUCGAUCCACCCGAAAGAAUUCACUGGAACGAUCAGACCCCGCUCAACUCGAUCGGUAUGCCUUACUACUCGCAACCUUUGCUGUCUAUGGCCGCAGCGAACAACUCCGAUCUCCGUCCUCACCCUCUGCACCACCGGAAACCCAUCUUGGACCCCGCGCUGUUGGCCAGCGUCAAGCAGGUCGACUUUGUCGGGUACGCCGCCUACCCUCCUAGUAUGAGGGUGGCACAAAGGAGGAACCAAGUUCCCAAGAUGGUCGACGAUCAACGCCGUAUGGGCAUGGACGUCCCCAUGUUCAGGAGUGACAGGGAGCGAGCGGCGAUGAAGAAGAAGCGCGAUGGGGUGACGGAGGAACAACAGGCUCUCAAGGAUCUGAAGGGGGACCUUGCGGAGGAGGAAGAUAGUGAAGAGGAUAAGGGCAAGAAGAAGAUGCCGAAUCAUUAUCGCAAGGUCGAGAUUCAGUAUUCGAGGUUUGGUGUCGAGGACUUUGAUUUUGGGUCAGUCUCUCCGCGGUCGCGCCAUGGAGGUGUCGUAGGCUGACCUGACUUUGCGAUCACUGAUAGCUUUUACAACAAGACACCGUAUUCGGGUCUCGAGACUCACAUCACCAACUCGUAUACCAACUCGUUGCUCCAAGCACUGCACUACACAACCCCGGUUAAAACACUGGCAGAAGCGCACACGCACACCUCAUGUCCGAAGGAGAACUGCCUCUUGUGCGAAGCUGGCUUCUUGUUCCGCAUGCUCGGAGACGCGAAGGGCAUGAACUGUCAGGCGAGCAAUUUUUCGAGGGCGUUUGGGGCAAGCCCACAAGGUAAGUCGACAUGGGGGAACCUCCCCGUGGUAAUGAGGAUUUGCACCCUGAUCGUCCUCGUCAUAUGGCCAACAGUGUCUGCUCUGGGGCUCAUGGAUCACGACAACGAGACCUCGUCAACAGUCGCCUACGCCUCGUUGAUCCAAACGUUCUCGCGCUACCUCCUCGAGCAAAUGUCCGCCGAGUCUAACGUCGGUUCGAACGCGCCCUUGUGCAAAGCCAAGACGACCACCGAUGACGCUUCGGUUCCGUCACCCUUGGCUCAACUCUUGAGGAUCGAAGCCAAGACCGUGAGCGUGUGUUCGCAAUGUGGAUCCCAAUCGAAGAGAGACACGGGUUUCAGCACGGUCGACUUGUUGUAUCCUAGGCGGGUGAGUAGAUGCUCAGGGUCAGGGCUUACCCGGCACGCUGGCUAAACAACUUCUCACGUUAGGCGCUCUCAAACGAGGUUCCACCCGCUUCGGAUUUCACGACCUUGUUGCGCAACUCGAUUCAUCGCGAGACCAUCGCCCGCAUGGUCUGUUCGACAUGUCGUCAACCCAAUCAUCUACGGAUACGUCGUGUCGUCGCCGAGACGACCUUGUUACCCCCCGUUUUAGUCGUCAAUGCUGGAGUGAGGACGUCGGAUGAAUUGGAAGUGUGGAUGGACGGGUCAGCGGCUGCGAUGGGAGCGGGGAGCGGGCUGGGAGCGGGAGGUCGGAGGAGGUUCUUGGAGUCGAGGUUCGAGGUUAGGAGGAAGGGCGAGGUGUUGAGCAUUGAGAGUUCACCGAAGGAGGUGAAGGAGAGGAUUGAGGCGGAAAAUGGAGUGGUCUAUGAAUUAAGGGUGAGUUUGUUUGCUGAUUAUGUGGGCCGUGUUGCCGAGCUGACCCGCAACUUGCCGUACUCCUUGCCAGGCCAUGGUGGUUCAGAUCCAGUCGGAAGGGGAUGCACCGCAUCUGGUUGCACUGGCCAGAGGUGGGUUUCAGGGAAAGACAGGGUAUGCGAUGAAGCAUCCAUCUCACGCAGUCAAUCUCGCCUCGUACACAGUGUCAUCUGAGGAAAGGAAUCCCGGCUCAUCGUGGCAUGUCUUCAACGACUUCCUCGUCCGCCCCAUCAGCGAGGACGAGGCGCUGAGCUUCCCUAGCUCAUGGAAGGUACGGUAUUCCUUCACAUGCUACAUGGGGAUCUGGUGGAUUGAAAUCUGCUUGAUUUGCCCACGUAGAUUCCGGCGGUUCUGUUCUACCAGCGCGUCGACUCGUCGUCUCUGCUCGACUUCUCGGCGCUGCCUCUCAAGGGCGACCCCUCAAUCCUGUGCGAGGAUAUCACAGUCUCAAAGUAAGCCCAAUCCGACGUCAACCUUGUGAUCAGAUCAGUGAUGCUGACUCACCCAUUUCACCGAGCCUAUAGGAACCGCGAUCCAAAACUGAUCAAACACCAACCCCUUAGAACGAUCGAGCUCCCCCAUCCGGGAACACUCAUCUCCAUUGACGCCGAAUUCGUUUCCCUUCAAUCGGAAGAAGCCGAAUUCCACUCCGACGGAACGAAGAAGGUUCUGAGACCUAGUCGAAUGACGUUGGCUAGGGUCUCGGUGUUGAGAGGGGAAGGGGAGGAUACGGGGAUUCCGUUUAUUGAUGAUCAUAUUCAUACGAGUGAAUCGGUCGUCGAUUAUUUGACGGAGUUUUCGGGUAUUCAAGGUGCGUUGAAUUUGCUCGUCCAAGGGCGAUGUUUCCGAGCUGACGUUUCCCUCGUCUAUUUUCAGCGGGUGAUCUCGAUCCUUUUGUUUCGAGACAUACGUUGGUCCCGCUCAAGGUCGCGUACAAGAAGUUGAGGAUGCUCGUCGAUCUCGGCUGCGUCUUUAUCGGCCACGGGCUCAACAAGGAUUUCCGUAUCAUCAGUGAGUUCACCUUCACCUCAUCAUUCGCGCUUUCGGGGAUUUGAGGAGGGUGACUCACAGCGAUGAUACCCCAGACAUCUACAUCCCUCCUUCCCAAAUCAUCGACACCGUCAACAUAUACCAUCUCUCGCAUCGCCAACGCAAGCUCUCCCUCCGGUUCCUCGCCUGGGCAGUACUCAAAUUGGACAUCCAAUCCGACGCGCACGACUCGAUCGAAGACGCUAGGACAGCGUUGCAGUUAUACGAGGAAUAUUAUAGAUUGGAGGCGGAGGGGACUUGGGAGGAGGUGUUGGAGGAAGUGUAUAGGGAUGGGAAAGCGACGGUGAGUGGACUUAUUUCGUGGGCCCAGGGGGGGGGUAUGUGUCUGACCACCCAAGACUUGCUCUUCAUGA
This is a messenger RNA of Microbotryum saponariae, 4309 nucleotides long. NCBI's taxonomy places the organism in Eukaryota, Fungi, Basidiomycota, Microbotryomycetes, Microbotryales, Microbotryaceae. The record is from the annotation of a GenBank genome assembly.